CAUGUUUUGGGAAGGGUGUUUGUCUGUGAGGAAAACAGGGGGAUUAUGGUUCGUAUUUUAGCAGAAAUGUAGUGAACCCCAAUUAAAAUAGUAUAUUAUCAGUGGUUGUUUAAGUUGAGAGUUAAAGACGCAGGUUGAGUGACUUAAAAUUCGAGGAUUAUAAUAUUUCACAAGUUUGUCAGCGAAAACAUCGAUGACAGGGUAAGUUGUUUCUCUAGCUUGAGAAAUGCAAGGUUUUGCAGAGAAAUGUAUUGGCAUCCUAUCGCUGCUACCCCUGGCUUGGGCCAGAAUUGCCCACAACCACAAUGAAGUAUUCCUGGAGGAUCAGUAUGCCUCCUCGUACCUGUCUCGCUCACUGCUUUGGAACCACUGGGACUUUGAGCUGGUGACACCAGGAAACCUGGAGAGGGAGUGCAUUGAGGAGGUGUGCAACUAUGAGGAGGCAAGGGAAGUGUUUGAGGACACAGCUAAAACGAAUGACUUUUGGGCCAAAUAUACCCAGCAAGGCUCAGCACCACGAAUGGAUGUGGCAGGUCUAGUGGCAGGGAUCUUGGCUGCUCUAGUGUCUGCAGUCAUAAUCGCAGUGCUAUUUUGCUACUGUUACAAAUCCAAGAAAAGAGGCAUGAGGGCAAGCAGUGGUCCAAUGAGGAUGCCUGUGGAUGCCCUGCCAGCCCCUGAGACAGUGCCUCUCUCUGCAAUUGCUACCCCAGGAUUGCCUUCCUACAAUGAAGUCUUGAACCGCAGAGGGCAGCAUGAUGCUCUACCACCCCCUUACUCAGGAGGGGUGGAUUCAGAGGCUUCCGCCCCAGAGGCUUCUGCCCCAGCUGAAAGCACUGAGAUUACAGUGAAUACUGAGUGAAAAGAAGAGGAUAUUUUUUAAUGACUUUGUGUCUUUAAUAUUAGUGUCUUUUUUGAUGUCUCGGAACAUGUAGCGUAAUGUAAAUAAGUCCUAUCAUUAAUUGCAAUCUAAACUGUAUACAGUCAUUGGGCUCUGGGGAUCCUACUGUAGGAGGGAUGGUUAACGCAUGUAUGCUAGUUUUAGCUACCCAGUUUGAUUCUAGGUAUAGGGAAGUGUCACUUUAUUGUUUUAGAGGUUUAAGGAGCGUUUACUUAAAAUGUGUUUGCUAAAAAGCCAGUUUCAUUUCAGAGACUUCCAAUUUUGUCCAGGUAUCUACUAUUAUAAAUAAAAUGCUUUGCUUUAAGAUGAUACCUGUGAAAAUAAAAGGUAAUACCUUGAAUUAUGAUGAGGUUGAUGUAUAACUAUAGUUGGUGCUGUAGUUAAACAUUUUGGCUAAUGUUAGUCUUGUUUAGUUUUUUCUAAAUCUACAUGUAUUAGUUCAUGACAGAUUUUUUUAAACCCAAGUUUAUAUUUAUACA
Messenger RNA from Esox lucius (northern pike), 1377 nucleotides. It is a transcript of the gene prrg2, whose product is annotated as proline rich Gla (G-carboxyglutamic acid) 2. Gene Ontology annotation, molecular function: calcium ion binding. The transcript has 7 exons. Gene Ontology annotation, cellular component: extracellular region. NCBI's taxonomy places the organism in Eukaryota, Metazoa, Chordata, Actinopteri, Esociformes, Esocidae. Bases 227 to 859 code for a protein of 210 amino acids. The record is from RefSeq and is a predicted model, not a curated record.